Molecule: messenger RNA, 4218 nt
Organism: Akanthomyces muscarius
Lineage: Eukaryota; Fungi; Ascomycota; Sordariomycetes; Hypocreales; Cordycipitaceae
Exons: 2
Coding region: 1-4218 (1405 amino acids)
Molecular function (GO): xanthine dehydrogenase activity; 2 iron, 2 sulfur cluster binding; FAD binding
Source: RefSeq, a predicted model, not a curated record
AUGGCCCCCAGCGCCGUCGACGUCAAGAACGAGCCCAAGGCCGCCGACCUUGCCGCUCUGACCGCCGAGUUUGACGGCACUCUGCGGUUCUACCUCAACGGCACCAAGGUCGUUCUCGACGACAUUGAUCCCGAAGUCACCGUCCUCGAGUAUCUCCGCGGCAUCGGCCUCACCGGCACCAAACUCGGCUGCGGCGAAGGCGGCUGCGGCGCCUGCACAAUCGUCGUCUCCCAGUUCAACCCCACCACGCGCGAAAUCUACCACGCCUCGGUCAACGCCUGCCUCGCGCCCCUCGUCAGCCUCGACGGCAAGCACGUCAUCACCAUCGAGGGCAUCGGCAACACCAAGCGCCCGCACCCGACCCAGGAGCGCGUCGCCGUCGGCAACGGCAGCCAGUGCGGCUUCUGCACGCCCGGCAUCGUCAUGAGCCUGUACGCGUUGCUGCGCAACAACGACGCCCCGACGGAGCACGACGUCGAGGAGGCCUUUGACGGGAACCUGUGCCGCUGCACGGGAUACCGCCCCAUCCUGGACGCGGCGCAGACUUUCAGCGUCAAGAAGGGCUGCGGCCAGGCGGCGGCGAACGGAGGCUGCUGCAUGGACAAGACAAACGGCGACGCCAAUGGUGCGAAUGGAACGAGUACCAAUGGGACAAACGGAGAAAAUGGCGUCAAUGGCACGAAUGGCGCUAAUGGCAAGCAAAACGGCAGUGGCUGCUGCAUGGACAAUGGCAAUGGUCCUGCCAACGGUGGAUGCUGCAUGGACAAGAUGAAGGACGACCAGCCCAUCAAACGCUUCACCCCGCCCGGCUUCAUCGAGUACAACCCAGACACCGAGCUCAUCUUCCCGCCGCAGCUCAAAAAGCACGACAUGCGGCCGCUGGCUUUUGGCACCAAGAAGAAGACCUGGUACCGUCCCGUCACGCUUGACCAGCUGCUGCAGAUCAAGAGCGUCUACCCCCAGGCCAAGAUUAUCGGCGGCAGCACCGAGACCCAGAUCGAAAUCAAGUUCAAGGCGCUGCAGUACCCUGUAUCAGUCUACGUCGGUGAUAUUGCCGAGCUGAGACAAUACAAGUUCAACGACGACCACAUGGAGGUCGGUGGCAACGUCACCCUGACGGACCUGGAGAAGCUCUGCGAGACGGCCAUGGAGCACUACGGACCAGCGCGCGGCCAAGUGUUUGAAGGCAUCCUGAAGCAGCUGAAAUACUUUGCGGGCAGACAGAUCCGCAAUGUCGGCACACCGGCCGGUAAUCUAGUCACGGCAUCGCCGAUCUCCGACUUGAACCCCUCGCUCUGGGGAGCCAACGCGGUGCUCAUCGCCAAGUCCGCCACCGAAGAGACUGAGAUCCACAUGUCACAAUUCUUUACCGGCUAUCGCAAGACAGCACUGGCUCCUGAUGCCAUCAUUGCGUCCAUCCGUAUCCCAGUUACUGCCGCCAAGGGCGAGUUUUACCGCACCUACAAGCAGGCCAAGAGAAAGGAUGACGACAUUGCCAUUGUCACAAGCGCUCUGCGCGUGAAGCUGGACGAUGCUGGAAUUGUCCAGGAGUCGAACCUCAUCUAUGGCGGCAUGGCGGCCACGACAGUCUCAGCCAAGGCGGCCGAGGAAUACCUCAUCGGGAAGCCUUUUGCCGAACUCGAAACGCUCGAGGGCGUCAUGGAUGCGCUCGGUCGUGAAUUCGACAUGCAGUUUAGUGUCCCUGGCGGCAUGGCCUCGUACCGCAAGGCACUCGCCUUUGGCUUCUUUUACAGAUUCUACCACGACUGCUUGUCUGCUCUGAGCGGCAAGAAUGUGGACAAGCAGGCAGUGGACGAAAUUGAGAGAGAAUUGUCCGAGGGCAAGAUUGACCACCAGUCGGCGCAGAAAUACGAGCUCGAGGUGACAGGCAAAUCGAAUCCUCAUGUUGCCGCCCUGAAGCAGACUACCGGUGAAGCCCAGUACACCGACGACAUUCCCCAGAUGAAGAAUGAGCUCUAUGGAUGCUGGGUAUUGUCGACGAAAGCCCGCGCCAAGAUCUUGUCGGUCGACUAUUCCAAGGCUCUUGAUAUGCCUGGCGUGGUCGACUACAUCGAUGCGAAAGACAUGCCCGAUGAGGAGGCCAACAAGUUUGGCCCGCCACACUUUGAUGAGCGUUUUUUUGCUGAAGGUGAGGUGUUUACCGCUGGUCAGGCCAUUGCCAUGAUCCUGGCCACCUCUGCCACCAAGGCGUCGGAAGCUGCUCGGGCGGUCAAGGUGGAAUAUGAGACGCUGCCUUGCGUACUCACCAUGGAGGAGGCCAUCGAGCAGGAAAGCUUCCACCCUGUGUACCGAGAGAUUAAAAAGGGCAAUACUGAGGAGGCGUUCAAGAACUGCGACCACGUCUUUACCGGCAAGGUCAGAAUGGGCGGCCAGGAGCAUUUCUAUCUUGAGACGAAUGCUUGCUUGGCUGUUCCAUCGCCUGAAGAUGGCGCCAUUGAGAUUUUUGCCAGCACACAGAACGCCAACGAGACGCAAGUGUUUGCGGCCCGAACCUGCGGCGUGGCGGCCAACAAAGUCGUCGUCCGUGUCAAGAGACUCGGCGGCGGCUUUGGCGGCAAGGAAUCGCGCUCCGUCAUUCUCAGCUCCGUCGUGGCCCUGGCCGCCAAGAAGACGAAGCGCCCUGUGCGAUGCAUGCUCACUCGCGAAGAGGACAUGCUGACCAUGGGCCAGCGUCACCCCUUCCUCGCCCACUACAAGGUCGGCGUCAACAAGGACGGCAAGCUCCAGGCCCUGGACCUGUCCAUCUACAACAACGCCGGCUGGACUUUUGAUCUGAGUACCGCCGUCUGCGAGCGCGCCAUGACGCACUCGGACGGCUGCUACAGCAUCCCCAACGUGUUUGUCCGCGGCCGCGUCUGCAAGACCAACACGGUCUCCAACACGGCGUUCCGCGGCUUCGGCGGCCCCCAGGGCAUGUUCAUCGCUGAGACGUACAUGGAGGAGGUGGCUGACCGUUUGGGCAUGGCCGUCGAGACGCUGCGCGAAAUCAACUUUUACAAGCACCACGAGGAGACGCACUUUAACCAGAUGCUACAGGACUGGCACGUGCCUCUCAUGUACAAGCAAGUGUACGACGGCUUCCGCUACACGGAGCGGCGCCGCGCCAUUGCCGAGUUCAACCUCGAGAACAAGUGGCGCAAGAGGGGCCUGUCCAUCAUCCCGACCAAGUUUGGCAUCUCGUUUACGGCGCUGUGGCUGAACCAGGCCGGCGCGCUGGUGCACAUCUACCACGACGGCUCGGUGCUGGUCGCGCACGGCGGCACAGAAAUGGGCCAGGGCCUGCACACCAAGAUGACCAUGAUUGCGGCGCAGGCGCUCAACGUGCCGCUCGACAAUGUCUUCAUCUCCGAGACGGCGACCAACACCGUCGCCAACGCCUCUGCCACGGCGGCGUCGGCCUCGUCUGACCUGAACGGCUUCGCCGUGUACAACGCCUGCGAGCAGCUCAACGAGCGUCUCGCGCCGUACCGCGAGAAGCUCGGCAAGGGCGCAUCGAUGAAGGACAUUGCGCACGCGGCCUACUUUGACCGCGUCAACCUCUCCGCGCAGGGUUUCUACAAGACGCCCGAGAUUGGCUACUCGUGGACCGAGAACAAGGGCAAGAUGUUCUUUUACUUUACCCAGGGCGUCGCCGCCUCCGAGGUCGAGGUGGACCUGCUGACGGGCUCGUGGACGUGCCUCGAGACGGACAUCAAGAUGGACGUCGGCCAGUCCAUCAACCCGGCCAUCGACUACGGCCAGAUCCAGGGCGCGUUUGUGCAGGGCCUGGGGCUCUUCACCAUGGAGGAGUCGCUGUGGCUGCGCGGCGGGCCCAUGGCCGGCAACCUCUUCACCCGCGGACCCGGCGCGUACAAGAUUCCCGGCUUCCGCGACAUUCCGCAGCGCUUCAACGUCUCGCUCCUGAAAGACGUCGAGUGGAAGGAGCUCCGCACCAUUCAGCGCAGUCGCGGCGUCGGCGAGCCGCCGCUGUUCUUGGGCAGCGCGGUCUUCUUUGCGAUACGGGAUGCGCUCAAGGCGGCAAGAAGGGCGGAGGGUGUCGAGGCUGUGGUGGGGGAUGAUGCGGAUGAAAAGGGCUUGUUGAGGCUGGAGAGCCCGGCGACGGCGGAGAGGAUACGCCUGGCGUGUGAGGAUGGGAUUAUGAGGAGGGCGAGGGUGGCGCCCAAGGAGGGCGAGAAGAGCUUCUUUGUGUACAUCUAA